This is a messenger RNA of Blastomyces gilchristii SLH14081, 2937 nucleotides long. RefSeq lists its product as uncharacterized. The coding region runs from base 716 to 2140 and encodes 474 amino acids. The record is from RefSeq and is a predicted model, not a curated record. NCBI's taxonomy places the organism in Eukaryota, Fungi, Ascomycota, Eurotiomycetes, Onygenales, Ajellomycetaceae. The transcript has 2 exons.
GGCUAACAAGGUUGUUUCUGACAGUUAUUUAACUAUCGAAUCAAGUCCGCUCUCUGCAGGGCCAGCGUGCUAAAAACAAUUAGCCCCUCACGAUGGUGGACAGGAGCAGCAGAGCCAAUCCCUAAGCGCCCAUAUCGCGCACAUCAGACUACGCAUAGUGUGCAGCUGAACACGGUUGGGUUGGGCGCACCACAACCUACAAACAGGCCUGCAUGAAGAACAUCACUAACUAUGCAGUCGCAGCCCUUCGAACCCCCACAUUGCCGUCGGCGAAUUGGGUUGAACCAGAACUUUUGAUAUUGCUGGAGCUUGCAUGUUUAUGGAUCCAAUUGGCUGAUCACAAUUAGCUGCAGACCAGUUUUCUUCCCGAUAACGCUGCACUAACCUCAACGCGCAUUCCGCUCCAUCCAAAAUGUUCAAGGAUGAGGAUGAGAUAUCCAUGCAUGACAACGAAAGCCUAAGAAACACUUCUACUACCGCUCAUUCCAUGCUGCAAGCCCUCGAGGCUGGACUUAGUGGCCUACCAUCACCACCACCCCUCUUUCUACCGACCCACACUCCCCAGAUAAGCCCUAUGGGAGUGUAGUCUUUCUAUGUAUGUAUAUAUAUUAAUGAUGUCCCUCUCAAGCGCCGACCUUCUGCACUUAGUGCUACGCUCCACUGAAGGGUCUUUCUGUCUGUUUCCGGACCCAGUUACCAUGAAAGUGGCCGAGUAAUGACAACAGCGUCGAUGGAGCAAGUGGGCUCGGGGCUCAAGCAAUGGCUCGCUUGCUUGACAUGUAUCUGGCAUCAGGGCGAUGAGCAGGCUCAUGAGCGUCCUGUUGCUGAUAUGGGAGUCGCGCGAGAGAUGAAACUAUGUCACGAUCAACCUCAUCUUGUCCCGCCAAUGAAGCUUGUCUUUUAUGAUGACCUUCCAGGCCCAGGUCGCUCUCGUUCAUCAAGCAUAUCUCAUUGGGUUUCUGAGGGCUGGACCCUCGCAUCCAAAGCAACCGAUCGAGUAUCUACCGGAAGGAAAUCCACCAAGCGCAGCUCCCACACUCCCACAAUCAGCGGCCCUUCGGACUUCAGAAGACUUAACCCUCCCACUUCUCGCCUUGAACCUUUCCGUCCCCUAGAACUCAGCAUCUAUCAGCCAGGGAAUCGACUAUCAGAUCUACCGGAGUUCGACGUAUUCGAUAUUAACAUCCCUAACAAGUUUGAAUCGUCUGGCCCCAAACCACCACCGAAGGUCUUCUCGCCUCUCGAUAGUUCCUCCAUCCAUAGCGCUCCCGUACCGUCGUUCAAGGUCCCUAGAAAGCCAGUUGGUUCCAUAUCACGCAGGCCACUGUCAGUCAGCGACCGCAUCGAAGUGCACGACCAUCGACCUCAACCUCCUGAGCGUAUUCUCGACCCUGCUCCGGGGAUUUCUGCAGACAAUAUUAAGGCUCGCAACAAUACUCAUGCGCGGCAGUCACGAACAGAAAGUGAGCCGCUGAAUGCUAACAAUAGCCUCAUAAUUGAACAUGAGAAACAGCCACCCGUCACAAGCAGUUCAACGGAGAUGGGCGACUUACCAUUCCCCUCUCCGCCAGUAAAUACUAUCGGAAUGGAAUCGCAGAUAGACCUUAUCUCGUUCAACGGCCAACCAAAAAAGAGAAGCAACCCCCGAUCUCAUAAAGUCGCCCAAUGGCUCUUCCCCAAACCUCCAUCCUCUACCUCAGAUCCAACAUCCCAAGCCGCCUGGACCCCAUUGACUUCACGUCCUCGGCAAGCAAGCCAAUCAACAAUACACUCCCGCACCCUCAGCGGCUCGACCGCUUCAUCAGCAAACAACUCGUCCAUGACCGCGUGCUCUAGAAGGACCCCAUCGCUCUCCAGUGCCAUAACCGCGACAACCGUCCAUCCCCCACCAUCUAUUCCAGGGACGCUAGACAACGAGGCCGAGGCAACUAGAACAACGAUCGGAUUCAACAUGUCCCACGGCAACAGCAACAAGUUGUUUGCUUCUCGUCUGGAAGAACCUUGCCCCACAGUCUACGAAGCUGAUCACCACCACUUCCAUCAUCAAUGCCAUUUUGAUGAGAAUGACAAGUUCCUCGUCACUUCGGAACAUACGUGCCCUGUUGAUUUUAAACCGGAUCGGAUCGGCAUGGCUUUUUAAUUUUCGUUUCAUCAUCGGUUUCAUGACAACGCCUAUCUGUGUCGAAACAACACACAGCCAGCCAUGAAGCUAAUCUUUUACGCUUUGGGGGGCUUCACCGGUUUAUCAGACCCCGAGCUACACCUUAUCCAAAGUAGAAAAAUAAAAAGACUGUUUAUUUCCUUGCACGAAACGUAUUAUUUAUGAAAACCACACAAGCCACAUCAUUCUCUCCGUAUCAUGCGAUUCCCUUGUUUAUUUAACAUACCCCUUAAGUACACCCUUUUUUAUUCCGGAACAAUAUACUUCUCUACCCCUUACCGGUUCACAUCCUCAUAUCGCGUCAGGUUUCGGCUACAAGGCCAAACUUGUGAUCACACUCCCCCUACGCUAGGUUACUACAGUCUUCCUAUCCUAAUUAACGUCCUUGUCACAUAUGCGCAUUAUGGUUUGGAGGGGAUAUGUUUUAGUGGUAUAAUCCCCAUGUUCGUUUGGUCAUUGGUCUUAGAUGGAUGACCAACUGGUUGGACAGGGCCGGUAGGAUUGGGUCUGGGGAGGGCUAAACUUCGCGAUUUUCUUUUCUGGCUGCUUUACCUUUUAUUUUUUUUUUCAUGUUUUUCAUUAUUUUUUCAUUUUUUCAUUUUUCAUUUUUUAGUUUAUAUUUUUUAUUAAUUUAUCCUUUACUGCCAUUCUUUCUAUUCAAAGAUGUCUGUUGUAUAUGAUUUUAUGAUUACACCUCUUUGAAAAGCUAAUUAGCGAUUAAAUAUACCCCUUUUUUUGCGAGCUUUGUCCCUUCGUUCAAAAUAUUAUGACUAGUU